Messenger RNA from Closterium sp. NIES-67, 5809 nucleotides. NCBI's taxonomy places the organism in Eukaryota, Viridiplantae, Streptophyta, Zygnematophyceae, Desmidiales, Closteriaceae. The record is from the annotation of a GenBank genome assembly.
GUUCGAGUCGAGUCGAGACUCGAGGGAGUAAGCUAAGCUCUCUCUUCCAGAUAGUGCCUGCCUGCCACAUUCAGCUCAGUCCAGAAUCUAGAUGGGAGAACCAAGGCUCAGGUUCACAGGCAGGCUGUUCUCUCUACCCACUGCUUUGUAGACCACACUUGGCGAGGUGGGCGACGACUCGAGGCAAAGAAGAACUGGUCGAAGCAGAGCAGCUUUCUCGGUAGCACUGCCGCACGCUGACGGCCAGCGUUUCUGCCAGGAAUCCCGCCAAGGCCGCGCAUUUUCCGCCAUGAUGCCGCCUUCUCCCGCCGUUGACGCACCGACUCCGCGCCAAGCGAUCCAUUCCCUCCCCUGCCGCCGCAGCCCUCCCGCCCGCUCACCCUCCGCGCGCCCACUCUCCGUCCGCUCCGCCCAUUCACCCUCCGCGCGCUUCCCCCGUCGUGGCCGCCGCGGGCCUUCCGCCCUUCCGCCUGGCUCUCGCACAGCAUGGCUGAGAGGCACGUGGACUGUCGCCGUCGCAAUCGCCGUCGUCAUCGUCGCAAUGGCGUCGCCUGCGACUGCUGGGCGAGCCAACGUGCUAGAUAACUUCCUCCCGCCGUGCCCCACCCUCGAAGAACCUACCAGCUUUAAGAAGUGGAGCGACCCAGCAACCUGGGGGAAUGGCCCCAUCCCCGGGCAGGGCGCCGCAGCAGGCGCCAACGUAACCAUCGCGUGCGGGGAGGCUGUGCUGCUGGACACGUCCCCUGUCGCCCUCACUCUGCUCAACAUCCGGGGCUUCCUCCGCGUGCUCGACUCGCCUGCUCUCCCCAAGAUCGAUCUAAGCGCAGCCUUCAUUGUGGUGCAGGGGAAUCUCUCCAUCGGCAGGCCGCAGCAGCACUUUCAGCAGAGGAUCAAGAUUACUCUCACGCCCAACCCCAACAACCGUGCCGACUAUCUCUUCACCGAGAAUCUCCCGGCUGAGCCCGCUUUUCCUCGCAACUUGGGACAUAAGGCGUUUGCAGUGGUGGGCGGCCAGGUGGAUCUGCACGGCAUGCCAGGUGGCAGUAGCACGCCAGCGUGGACGAAGCUCACGGCAACAGCUCAGCCGAACGACCUGGUGAUUACAGUGCAGGAUGACGUCACCGCAUGGCCCCUGGACGCCUUCGUUGUUGUCACAUCCACCGACUACUUCCCCGACCAGGCGGAGGUGGUGGGGAUCAUUGAUGUGGUGGCUCUCCCCUCGGGCGGCUCCAAGAUCUUCCUCGAGAAGCCGCUCCGCCUGAACCACUUCGGCGACCCCAAGGGCGUGCCGGACGGGUUCGGGGGGUUCAUCGACGAGCGGGCAGAAGUGGCCCUGCUCAACCGCACCAUCGCCAUCACAGGCACGGACGAGCCGGCACCGUACCACCGCGAGGGCGGGCACUUCAUGGUUUUUAUGAGCCGCACCCCGCAGUUCAUCGAGGGGGUGGAGUUUGCACAGAUGGGGCAGCAGGGCAAGCUGGGGAGAUAUAACAUUCACUUUCAUGUGUGCGGGGGACGACCAGGGGCGCAGCGUGGUGCGCAAGAACGUGAUGCACGACAGCAAGCAGCGCUGUGUGGUGGUGCACACGACCUUCAAUCUAACCGUGCAGGAGAACGUGGCGUACCACACGAGGGGGCACUGCUUCAUGGUGGAGGAGGGUGGGGAGACUGACAACACCUUCCUGCGCAACCUGGGCAUCUGGACCAGGGCAGUGGAGGUGCUCAUCCCCCUCUCGUCCGACCCCACCAAGACGGAGGAGACGGACGACCGCCCGUCCACCUUUUGGAUCACCAACCCCAACAACAACCUCAUCGGCAACGUCGCUGCGGGCUCCGAGGACUCGGGCUACUGGAUGGAGCUGAGGGAUAGGGUGCGCGGGUUCACUCUCAGCUACCCUGGGUUGAAUGCCACUGUACCGGCCAACGGCCCGUUUGGCAUCUACCGCGACAACGUGGCCCACAGCAACAGGGGACCGGGGUGGCGCACGUACCCCAAGGGGGUCCGGCCCAGGCAGACGUGGUCUCUGGACUCGCCACUUUCUCAGUGGCAGUGGAAGCCUUCCACGGGGACCAUCAGUGGGCUGCUGCUCUACAAGCAAGCUGGAGACGGGUUCUUCAUGCACAACUCUGACGGCAUCAUCAUCACCAACAGCACCUUCGCUGACAACCGCCAGGGGCUCAACCUGCUGGGGAACACGGGCGGUGCGCGUGACUGACAGCCGCUUUGUGGGGCUGUCGCCCAACUAUGGCAACCCGCGCAACUGUGACUCCACUCCGCAGAUGUGUGGCCCUGUGACGGGAUGCGAGUUCCCUCUAGCCCCAGGGCAGCAGGGCCGGUCGCAGGGGUGGAGCCACUGGAAGAACCCUCUCUUUGGCAUCAUCAUCGACCAACCCACCUUUGGAUUCGACUUCUCCCGCGCUCAUGCCAUCUCCAACUGCCGCUUCCACGCCUUUGACAGCACGUGCCGCCCAGCUGCUGCCAUUGGCACGGGCAUCAAUGGAGCUCCCAAGGACACAUGGGCCACCGCCACCAGCAUAGCGGCGGUGCAAGGCACGGACUCUACCAACCUGCUCUUCUUCCCUCCCCGCAACUUCACCUUCCCAGGCGGCGAUGUGAACGGGGGCAGCGAGGCCACAGACCUGUACACUCUGUGGGACCGGGACGGCUCGUUCCUCAACGCCUCGUUGGGCGGCUACCUAGUGGCCAACAACUCCGCCCUGCUGCCCCCUACCAAGCGCUUCCCUGCGUGCCGCCCCGUGCCGGCUUGGAACGCGUACGCGUGUCCCGGCACGUGCUACCGCACUGUGAUGUUCACUUACUUGGAACCGGGAUUUUCGGUGUAUGAGAACAGCAGCGUGCCCGACACACGCAAACGAGGGGACUUCAGCUACCUCUCCAUCCGUCGCAUUGAGGACGAUGCAGUCAUCACUGUGGACGGCAAUCUGCGCUCGGUCGGCAACAUGUGGGCGGCGGGGCAGCGGAUCUUCGUCGUCCCCCUGCUGGCGAACGCUACCUACGAGGUCAACGUAGGGUUACCGAGUAAUAACCAGGCGUUCUUCCCGUCCAACAUCACGGUGCAAGUGCGCGACAGCAACGGGUGCGGAGGGCCGGUGACUCUGAGGAUCCCGGCAAGGCAGAGCAACCAGUGGGCGAUCAACGAGGAACAGGAUGUCAACUGGAAGGCUUGCCUGGGCACAGCAGACCGUGCAGCGCUGCAGUUCUCAUUUGUGUGUUUCAAGUUCAAGCCCACCAUCGAGCUGCUCUUUGACGGCUCCUACUCCGACCCUGUCGUGCUCCGCGCCUCCCCCAACCCUGUCGUUGGUUGCCGCCUACCCUAUCGCUGUGGGCUGAUAGCACCGGAAUCCACAUGGGCGUACGACGUGAGCGGCAGGGAGCUGCAUGCAGCCAUCACAGGCGCCAUGGGCUUCAGCUCUCCACGCUUCAACGAUGCCAGCUGGCCCCGAGGCCCGGCUAUCAUUGGUUAUGUUGGAUGGCGGUGGAAUGGCGUCAACACAUGGACCCCCCCCUCAGGCGACGCUCUUCCCACCUUCUACUACCGGCGCGCAUUCAAGGUGGCCAGCAGCGCGUGUGUCACGGGGCUGUUCGUGGACGUGAUUGUGAACGACGGGGUGCUGCUGUAUCUCAACGGCGUCGAGAUGCUGCGAGUCAACAUGGCGCCGGGUCCUGUCAAUGUGUCCUCCAGGGCCCUCUCCAACCAGAACGUGUGGGACUUCGCCUCUUUUUUCAUCCCUCUCAACGCCACGGCUCCCUUCUCCCUGGCGGAGGGCACCAACUACAUUGCUGCGGAGUCGCACGCGGCCAUCUGGACGACCGAAAACUUCUUCGACCUCAAGCUGUCGGCUCAGAUGGACAGCGCAACGUGCAGCGGAGUGUUGAUACUGCAGGAGGUGUGCGAUGGGCUCGACAACAACAACGAUGGCAAGGUGGACAUCGACCCGCUCACCGAUCUGCCUCUCACGCGCCCCUGCCGCAACCCCUGUGGGGCUGGCGUGGAGACGUGCAUCGAGGGGGCGUUCCAGAACUGCACGGCGCCCGUGCACGGGCCGGAAGUGUGCAACGGAGUGGACGACAACUGCGACGGGCUGGUGGACAACUCGCCCUCCCUCUCCGCCCCGCAGCUCGACUGCGCCAACGGCUCCGUGUGCUUCAAGGGGCAGUGCCUGCCUGUUGGCCCCCUCACAGUGCCGCUUACCACUAUUGCCAAGGGCGCCUCUGGGUGGCUGUACUAUGACAAGGGGUAUCUGCCGCAGUCAUACCCCACCUGGAGCACCAACACCAACGUGCCAGCUCGCCUGCUCAAGGAGGGAGCGGCACCGUUCGGGUUCAACACAGCAUCAGCUGCAGCCACCAACCUCUCGCAGCUCGCCAGUGGCGACAGUGCCUACUUCUUCCUCAAGAGCUUCCCUCUUACAGAGGAGGACGUCAACAACACCUGGAGCUACUCUGCAUCCAUACAGCGGGACGACGGGGCGCUGCUGCUGAUGAACGGUGCCGAGUUCUUCCGCACCAACAUGCCGGCUGGCCCCAUCACCGCCUCCUCCUUCGCUGCUGCGGGCACGUGGGGGCCAGAGAAGACCACCUUCUACAACAGCACUGCCUUCAGAUCGCUCGCCCAGUUUCUACAGCCUGGCACCAACUGGUUGGCAGUGCAGCUGCACCAAUCACGGUGGUCCAGCGAUGCUGUCAUGGACCUCGAGCUCACCCGCCACGCCAUGCAGCCCUGCUCCGCGCUGCCUGGCUCUCCACCUGCCUGUGUCCGCACGCCCCCUGCUGACACCCUGCUGCUCGCGCAAGGGUCCUCGUGGGCCUACAACGACGCCUCCCUGCCUGCACCUCCCCCUGACUCCUGGUACCUGCCGUCCUUCGAUGACUCUGCCUGGCUCAAAGGCGCCACCCCCAUUGCUGCUGGGAACAGCAGGGCAGCCACCAAUCUCACCCUGGGCAGCGGCCUCAGCGCCCCCAGCACCCCUCCCCGUGUGGCCUACUAUUUCCGCCGCACCUUUGCCGUAUCUGACGCUGCCUGCAACGUGGCCCUCACUGUCUCCCUGAAUAUUGCCGACGGCGCUGUGGUGUAUCUUAAUGGUGUCGAGGCAUACCGCUUCCAAAUGCAACCUGCGUGGUGGGGCCCCAUCACCCCCACCACCACUGCCACAGGCGGCUACGUGUGGCGCUGGGUGCCGUCGGUGCUGUCUGGGGGGUGGGUGCAGCAGGGCGCGAAUGUGAUAGCAGUGGAGGUGCACCAGCAGAAGAGCACCAAUACUCUGGUGACCUUUGAUGUGCAGCUCACCAGCAAGAGAGAGGCCAUUGCCUGCACCCCUUCCCCGCUCUAAACUGUGGAUUUGGUGUCAAGACAGCAGCCUGUGUUGGGGGUGGGAGCAGCAGGGCACGAAUGCGAUAGCAGCGGAGUUUCAUCAGCAGUAGAGCACCAAUACUCUGGUCUCGUUUGACGUGCAGCUCACCAGCAAGCGAGAGGCCAUUGCCAGCACCCCUGCCCCGCUCUAGGCUCUGGGAUUGAUACAACUGAAAGCUGUUCAAGGCGAGCCUUGCAUUGGUGUACAUUAUGUAUGCUCUGAAUUUGGUAUCAAUGCCUACGUUGCCUCCACCCACUUCUGCACCACUCUAGCCUGUGAAUCUGGUGUCAAGGCAGGCAGCACCCGGGUGUACCUGUACUGGACAAGUGGCCUCUCGUGGUUUUUAUUGCAUUAUGUACCUACAUUAGCUUGGAAUUUGGGUGUUUUCCCUUUGUAUUAUAGACAUUGUAAGACCUUGGUAUCAAACUUGAAAAUU